AUGCCCACACCAGGAAGUAGAAUGGAUCUUCUCAACUCUACAUCACAAAGCGAUGGACCUUCCCUUGUCAAACACUCUCUUAAGAUUCCCACUCACUGUCUCCUUUUCUCCUUGAUUUCGGCGCGGGGAGGGGGGGAGGCACCGCAGGACAAGGAGGACCCUCUCCCCAAGUCCUCUCCUAGGUUCCUCCCCUCCACCGGCUAUUCUCCCAGGUCCGGUCCAACACCUUUCCCCACACCCCAAGAUCUCCGGACUGUCCCCACCCUCCUCAGACUCUCUCCUAGGUCCCCUCCCCCAUUAGUCUCUUUCCCCCUCAGACUCUUUCCUAGGACCCCUCCCUCCUCAGACUCUCCUAAGUCCCCACCCUCCUUGGUCCCAACCCUCCUCAGACUUUCUCCGGGGUCCCCUCCCCCCUCAAAUUCCUUCUUGGGUUCCCCCCACCACGACCCCUCACAGUCCCCUCCCCCCUCAGACGCUCCUCCCCGCUCCCUCCACAAGGGAAGGCCCCGCCCCCAGGAGGCCAGGGCCCUCAGAGCCGCCUCGGGGGGAAGGCCUGAUUCUGGCCCCGGCCUGCAGGAUCCUUAA
Messenger RNA from Vombatus ursinus (common wombat), 585 nucleotides. RefSeq names its product proline-rich protein 2-like. Lineage: Eukaryota; Metazoa; Chordata; Mammalia; Diprotodontia; Vombatidae. The transcript has 3 exons. The record is from RefSeq and is a predicted model, not a curated record. The coding region runs from base 1 to 585 and encodes 194 amino acids.